This is a messenger RNA of Emiliania huxleyi CCMP1516, 1707 nucleotides long. RefSeq lists its product as hypothetical. Gene Ontology annotation, molecular function: protein binding. Bases 1 to 1707 code for a protein of 568 amino acids. The record is from RefSeq and is a predicted model, not a curated record. Lineage: Eukaryota; Haptophyta; Isochrysidales; Noelaerhabdaceae. The transcript is spliced from 10 exons.
AUGCGCAGCCUUUCCCUGCUGCUUCUUGCUGUCGGCUCGGUCGCGCAAAGCGACGAGGCCGCCGCCGCCUCCACGGCGACAGCACUGCAGCGAGCCUGCGCCGACGCCGGCGUCGCAAACGCCAGCGCCCUGCUGGCGCACGCGCGCAAGCUGCACAACGGCGACGACGGGCGGUCCACAAAGCAGCCCGCCGAGGCCGCGCCGCUGUACGCCGCUAUCGCCGCCGCCAACUCGACCAGCCUCGUCAGCCUGGACGACGCGUGCGCGGCCGCCACGGCGCUCGGCCACAUGUACCUCCAGGGCGACGGCGUGCAGCGGGACGGAGAGCGGGCGUACGACCUGUUCCAGCGCGCGGCGGCGUUCGGGGCGCCCGAGGCGCAGUACGCGCUCGGCGUCCUCCACGCCGCCGGCUUCAACGCGCCCAAGGACACGCCCCUCGCGAUGACGUUCUUCCACUUUGCGGCCGAAGGAAGCUCUGCCGAAGGAGGUUCUGUCGGCGCGCAGCUGGCGCUCGGGUACCGGCACCUCCUCGGCGUGGACGCGCCGAAGGACUGCGGCAAGGCGCUCCUCUACUACUCCCCCGUCGCCGAGCGAGUCGUCUCCUCUGCACAGCGGCUGCGCGGCGGCAAGCUCCUCGAAAAGGUCCGCCUCUCGCUCGACACGCCUCUGGGCGGCGGCGGCAAGAGAGGCGCAGACGACGACGUGAUCCAGUACUACGAGCACUCCGCGAGGAAGGGCUCUGUCGACGCGCAGCUGACGCUCGCGCACCUCAACUUGCAUGGCGCGCGUGGGCUCGUGCCGGACCACCGAGCUGCGGCGGCGUACUCGCACCUCGGACACAUGUACGCGCAGGGGAUGGGGGUGGAGCAGGACAACGCCACCGCGCUCGAGUUCUUCCGCAAGGGCGCCGCCAAGGGGCACGCGCCGAGCCAGAACGGGCUCGGCUACAUGUACAUGCAGGGGUACGGGGUCGCGCAGUCGCACUCCAAGGCGCUGCAGCUCUUCCAAAAGGCUCAGUUCAACCUCGGAGCGAUGCACAUCGCCGGCCUCGGCGCGCACGACAAGGCGCUGCACCACUUCACCCUCUCGGCCCACCAAGGGCACACCCUCGCCCUCUACAACCUCGGCCAGAUGCACCUGAAUGGGCUCGGCACCGCCGCCUCGUGCCCGGCGCCGCUGCAGCUGUACGCGUCUCUCGCCGAGGGGGGGUACGAGGUAGCGCAGUCGAACGUCGCCUUCUUGCUCGACGAGCACUACAUGGCCUCCCCCGACUCGCAAGCGUCCUUCGACUUGGCGUACAUGUACACGCACGGGCUCGGGCUGCCCAGCGACGUGCACCUGGCGGAGCGGCACUACGACCAGGCGAUGGACGCGUCGGCGGACGCGUACUUGCCCGUGCAGCUGGCGCUCCUCGAGCUGCGGCUGGUCGCUUGGUGGCAGGCUCACACGGGGCGCUCCGACUCCCCCGUCCUCGCGGCGCGGCGGCUGCUGGCGACCGCGUGGGCGAGGGGCUGGGGCAUCGCCGCGGGGGAGGCGGCGGAGGAGGGGGAGGGCGCGACGGGCGCGGGUGCCGCGGAUCUCGCCGCUCUGUGGCGCGCAGCGGCGCCGGAGUGGGACACGCUGCUGCUUGCGGUGCUCACCGCGGCGCUCGCGUCGGUGCUGUCGCUGCGGGUGCGGCAGCAGGCGCGGCAAGCGGCGGCGCGGUAG